GCAUUGUCGUGUAAAUUCCCGGUGUGAGAGUGUAAGGUGUGAGUGUGUGUUCCUGUCUGCAGUGCUGGAUAACUGUCAUGGGUGGGGGCUUUGAAGGCUCUUAUUGACAUAACAUUUGCAGUGUGCUGCAGUUCCCAAGGAGAGGAAAAAGGGAGCAGUGAAAAAUAUGAGAAUGCCCCCCUCAUCUCUUCCACACGCACACACAUACACACACACACGCCCUCCCUCUCUCCUGGGCUAUUUUCGACCUGCACCAUCACACUGUCAGCUGGGCCGUGAGUACAAAUGCAAACCUCCAGGACAGGACCAACACACACACACACCCCGAUGCAAGAAAGUAGAGGCAGAGAUAGAGAGUUGAGAAAUUGGACUAAAUACAGAUCCCACAGAGUACGACAGCAAGCUGUAAACAGAGACAGAUCAUGCACACACCUCUGCAGAGGGCCGGCUAAAGAGACUAAACAGACUAAACAGAAGUUUUCCCCAUCUGGGUGAGUAUUGAAGAUGACAGACUCUGCCACUGAGGAUGAGAAGGAUCCGGAUAUUGAGUUGUUUGUCAAGGCGGGGAGCAAUGGGGAGAGUAUAGGCAACUGUCCGUUCUCCCAACGUCUCUUCAUGAUCCUCUGGCUGAAGGGAGUGGUCUUCAACGUCACCACUGUGGACCUCAAGAGGAAGCCAGCUGACCUCCAUAACCUGGCACCAGGGACACACCCUCCCUUCCUCACCUUUGAUGGAGAGGUCCGCACGGACGUCAACAAGAUAGAGGAAUACCUGGAGGAGAUGCUGGCCCCACCCAGAUAUCCUAAACUGGCAGCAAAGCAGCGAGAGUCAAACACAGCUGGAAACGACAUAUUCGCCAAGUUCUCAGCCUACGUCAAAAACACCAAACCACAGAACAAUGCAGUGUUAGAGAGGAGUCUCAACAAGGCUCUUAGCAAGCUGGACGAGUACCUUGUCAGCCCCCUCCCAGAGGAGCCCAGAGGAGGGCACGCGGGGGCCGGGGGGGGGUCCACCAGAAGGUACCUGGACGGAGACGAGCUCACGCUGGCUGACUGCAACCUGCUGCCCAAACUACACGUAGUCAAGGUGGUUGCUAAGCGAUACCGAAACUAUGAGAUUCCCUCUGAGUUGCGAGGGGUGUGGCGUUACCUAGGCAACGCGUACAGCCGAGACGAGUUCACCAACACCUGUGCAGCGGACGCUGAGAUCGAGUUGGCCUAUCAAGAUGUGGCCAAAAGGCUGGGAAAGUGAGAGAGCGUUCAAUAUGAGUCACCAAUCAUUGAGAAGACCGAGGUUGAGAUCCCCUACUUAUUUUCUCCAGUGCUUUGCGGUCCUUUUUGUAUCGAUUUUGACGAGUGAAGAAACAACAGUCAGGCCUAAUUCACCUUCCUUGAAGUAGACAGUAUUAAAUACUACUCAGUUUUAAAGCAAUGGAACUUUUACUCUUUUAUACAGACGUUCCGCGACCUGCUCCUGUCUAACAAACCAACAACUUCAAAGUUGUAUUGUAUAAAGUAAAGGCUGCAAAAAUGAAUUGUGCUCCAUAAAAUGUUGACUAUACUUUACCAUGAAACAGUCAGCUUUAAUAAUCCUUUUAAAAAGAGUGUUUGAUGAUAGCCAUAUUGCUAACUGUUGGUAUUGCGUCAGUAGCUUCAGGCAUUGAAAACAGCAUUGUCGUUGUUGAUGUUGGACAAAAGAUAAGUUGCCAAAGCCGGUGUUAAACAAAAUCGGAGUAGACGCCAGGAUGUUGGCCAGGAGGUAGGCCUAGGCUACUUGAUUAAAAUAGAUUGUAUUUAUGAUUUGUAAAAAAUCUGUCAGUACAUCCCAAGGACGUCAUGUACAAAUAUGAAUUAGACUGCAUGUAGGGCUAUCUUGUUUUAGGCAUUCAGAUUAAUAUGCGUACGUGAUGUCUUUAUAGUAUGGCAUCAAGAUACAAAUAUUUCCUAAUAGCCCUCUAGUUUGAAAGCUUUAACACAAUUUCAAAUAAAUGGGCCUUCACAAAGAAAUGACUUCGUUUAUAAGAAGAGCAUGAGAUGCUUUAGAGAUGUCAGAGAAUGAAUGGGUAUUUCAUGUUUAAAGGUAAUUGCUCUUGUGCUAAUUUGUCUGAGAACAGAUUCAAAGUUUGUUCACGGUGUUGAUCAGUAUAUACUUGCUCCUAUUUAUUAAAUAA
Molecule: messenger RNA, 2170 nt
Organism: Hypomesus transpacificus
Lineage: Eukaryota; Metazoa; Chordata; Actinopteri; Osmeriformes; Osmeridae
Gene: clic5a
Product: chloride intracellular channel 5a
Exons: 6
Coding region: 505-1251 (248 amino acids)
Source: RefSeq, a predicted model, not a curated record